Molecule: messenger RNA, 2705 nt
Organism: Paramecium pentaurelia
Lineage: Eukaryota; Ciliophora; Oligohymenophorea; Peniculida; Parameciidae
Source: the annotation of a GenBank genome assembly
AUGAAAUAAACAAAGUGCUUAAUAAUUGCUCUUGUUGUUUUUUACUUGCUUGGUUUACUUUUAUUUUUUAGAGGGUAUUUCAUAGAUCGUAGAUACUUAUUGGAUACAACAGAAGGAAUAAUGAAAAAGACUUAACCUGUAAUAUUUUUGAUCAUUGAUUCAUUCCGUAUUGAUUUGGCAGUGAGUCAACAUUUCACAUUUUUCAAAAAUAUGACCUAAAACAAGCCAGAUUAAUCCUUAUUUUUUUUAUCUUUUGCUGAAGUCCCUACAGUUACAGGUCCAAGAUUAUAAGCAAUGACAAGUGGCAAUUUCCCUCCUUUAUCUAAAUUAUUAGAUAAUUUUCAUGCUUCAGAAGUAUUUUAUCUAUUUAUAAAUCUAUUUAAGAUUAAAGAAGACAAUAUAAUGUUUCAGAUGAACAAAUUUAAUAAGAAAACUUUAUUUUCAGGAGAUGAUACUUGGAUUGGAUUAUAUCCUGAUUAAUUUACAGUCAAAUUUCCUCAAAAAUCAUUUAAUAUUGGAGAUAUGCAUUCUGUAGAUCAAUUUAAUUGUGAUAAAAUACUUGAGAAUUUAGAUAAAGGAUAUGAUUUAAUUAUAUCUCAUUUUCUAGGAUUAGAUCAUGCUGGUCAUAAAAAUAAUAGAGUAUUAAAUAAUCCUGAUUUAAAUUAAAAAUUAAGUCAAUUAGAUUCAAUAAUUGGACUUAUAUAUGAGAAAAUGCCAAAUGAUACUGUUUUAAUAGUUGCAGGUGAUCAUGGAAUGGCAAAUGAUGGCAAUCAUGGUGGAAAUAGCACAGAAGAAACUAACACAUUAUUUUUUGCUACUAGGAAAUAAGGAAAGUUUUAUCCCAAUUAUAUGGAAGGUAUUCCAGAAUUAAAAAAUAAUUAUCAAUCAAAUUUAAUCAAUUAAUCUGAAUAUAUUAGAAAAAUCAGUUAAAUUGAUAUUGUCCCUACUUUAGCAACUCUUUUAGGAAUUCCAAUACCUUUUAGUAAUUUAGGAUAUCUUAUGAAUGAAUUUUUUAAUAGUGAAGAAUAUUGUCUUAAUAAUCUUAAAUAAGUAUGGCAUUUUGUUGAAACUGUCCAUAGUCAAUAAGGAAAGUUUAGUUACUUUUAAAAAAGCUAAUGGUAAACUCAAUAUUAAGAAGUUAAGACUUGUAAAGAGGCUUUAAUUCUUAUGAAUGAUAUUUAAGUUGUUGCUAGAAAAAUAUGGAAUGAAUAUGAUAUUCCAUUACUUAAUUUAAGUUUUGUGUUACAAUUCUUAGUUGUUAUCUUUUUUAUUUUUGUUAUGGUUCUAUUAUUUUAAGCUUAAGAAAAUGAUGAUCCUAUAACAAUAUAAUAAAUUACUGCUGCUAUUAAACAUGUUUUAUCAAAGAAUAAAAAAGUAACUAUUGCUUUAGCUAUAUUAUCAAUCUUUUUAUUUUUAUUUUAUGAAAUAGAAAUCCUGAUAACAGUUUUCCUUAUUGUAUUAAUUGCUUAUAUUGAUUUUGGUUUAUUAUUAAAAGUUAAAAAAAAUCACAUUUAAAAUCUAAAUUAAUAUUAAUGGGAUUUAAUAGAAACACCAGAUUCGAUAAAAUUCAAUAAUCGUUUCUCAAAAUUACUUAAAAUGUCAGUGUUUUUCUUUUUUAUUUAUAAAAUAAUCCUUCAAGGUAAUUUAUUAUUAUCAAUUCAACAAAAAAAAACUGAAGAAAGAUAUUUAUAUAAUGAAAUUAUUCAAUUAAUAGUUUUAAGCUCAAUAAUUUGCAUAUUCAAUUUCAUUUCAAGAAUAAUUGACACUUAAGAGGAUGCUUCAACAUUAUUGAAAAUAAAAGAUAUCAUAAUCUCAUGUUUAAGUGCCAUUAUUAUUUACUAUGCUUUAAAUUACGAAUAAUAUUAUUUAACAUUCUAAAUCUAUUAAUUUUUAAAUUAAUCGCUUUUUAUGCUAUACUUACCUGUAAUAUUUUUACAUUGUUGUUUAUUUAUGUAUCAUAAAAAGAGCCCAAUUUUAGAUAAAAUAAUAGCAUAAACAGGUUUAAUUUUAAUUGAUAUUUUUUACAUUUAUCCGAAUGAUUAAAUAUAAGAUUAACCAUAUAAAGAAUUGGUUAUCUUACAUAUACCAAAAAUCAUUUAUAUCAUUUCUAUAUACUAUUAUUUUUCAAAGGAUCCAAUAUUUCUAUUGCUUUCUUGCAUAGUUGUUUCAGACAAGUAUGGGUUAGCCAUAUAUUCAUAUGAAAUAUUAAUAUUUAUCUGUUUAUACUUUCAUUGGAGGAAUUUAUUGAAAUUUUCAAUGUUAUCAUUUUUUGCUAUGAUAUCAUUAAUUUGUCAAAUUACUUGGUUUAUUUUUGGGAAUAGAUGCACAAUAUCAUCAAUUAAAGUAGACAGAGCCUUUGUGGGUGUAAAGGAAUUUCAUUUAUGGUUAAAUCCUUUAAUUUUAACCUUGUUUUUAUUGGGUCCUUAUUUGGCUGGUUUAGUAUUUAUAAAAUAUAUUGGACCAAAAUUAAACAAAUAUGGAGAGAUGAAUGAAAGAUAAGGUAUUUAUAUUAAAUUGAUAGGAAUUUAGUGAAAAAUUCAAAUAUUCUGUUCAAAUUAAUGUUCUUAUUUAAUUUUUAUAUCCAAAUUUAAUUUACUUAAAUUCACAGUUAUGAAAAUGCAGGAGGAUUAAUUGAUGUCCAAUUUAAAUAUAUAUUUGAUAAUGUGACUUUCUUAAUUGUUAGUUUACUGAUGUUGUUGAUUUGA